Amblyraja radiata (thorny skate) is the source of this 2343-nucleotide messenger RNA. RefSeq names its product ATP-binding cassette, sub-family H, member 1 (gene abch1). Gene Ontology annotation, cellular component: ATP-binding cassette (ABC) transporter complex; membrane. The record is from RefSeq and is a predicted model, not a curated record. NCBI's taxonomy places the organism in Eukaryota, Metazoa, Chordata, Chondrichthyes, Rajiformes, Rajidae. Gene Ontology annotation, biological process: transmembrane transport. Gene Ontology annotation, molecular function: ABC-type transporter activity; ATP hydrolysis activity; ATP binding. The transcript is spliced from 19 exons. Bases 6 to 2057 code for a protein of 683 amino acids.
CAGGGAUGGAUCGUGGACCAACUCAAGACUGCAGCCCAGCUGCUGUGACAAUCAGCCAAGUUUGCCUGAACUUCGGCAAGAUGAACAUUCUACACAACCUCAGCCUCACGUUGCCACAAGGCCACAUAUACGGACUGCUAGGACCGAGUGGCUGCGGUAAAACCACGCUCCUCCGCUGUGUUCUGGGCCGACUCCGCAUCUCCAGUGGUCGCAUCACCGUUCUGGGGAAGCCUCCCGCCUUUCCUGGCCAUGGCGUUCCCGGCAGGAUGGUGGGAUACAUGCCACAGGAGCUGGCACUGUACCAUGAGUUCAGCAUCGCCGACACCUUGCAUUACUUUGGCCGCAUACACGGGCUGAAGAGGAAAGAUAUCCAGGCACGCCUCUCCUUCCUGGUCGAUUUCCUCGACCUUCCUGACAAGCACAUACUCAUAAAGCACCUCAGCGGUGGGCAGAGGCGGCGUGUGUCUCUGGGGGCUGCUCUACUCCAGCAGCCUCCGCUCCUGCUCCUGGACGAGCCGACCGUCGGCGUGGACCCAGUGCUGCGGACCAGGAUUUGGCAACACUUGGUGGACAUAGUGAAAGGACAAGGGACCUCAGUGAUCGUAACCACACAUUACAUAGAAGAAGCCCGACAGGCCCACCUGGUUGGAUUAAUGAGAAAUGGUAAACUCCUUGUAGAAGCACCACCUGAUUAUUUAAUAAGAUUCUACAGCAUGUCAUCAUUGGAGACCGUAUUCCUGAAGUUGUGUAAAAUCUCAGAUCAGUCGACAACUGACUCUGGUGUUUUCCAAAAGAAUAAACACAGAUUCAGGGUGAAAAACGUGCAGGAGACGCAGCCGAUUCUCAACGGGGACAUCGAUCACAACAAGUUGAAAGUGGACUGGAAGUUGUGGAUGAGAAGCCUGAUCCCUAAAUGGAGAAACAUUGCAGCUUUGGUGAUUAAAACCUUCACUAGGAUCAGAAGGAUGCCUGGGUCUCUCGGAUUCCAGUUCGUGCUGCCCGUCAUUCAGAUCUCACUGAUCUGUCUGUGUAUUGGGGGCAAUCCUCGCGACCUGCCCGUGGCUGUGGUGAACAAUGACACAGGACAGCCUGCCUUCAGUCACAGGCUUCUGUGGCGCCUUGAUAACAACACCAUUAUCCAGGUUCACUUAAACCAGUCCGAUGCCGUUCAGGGUGUAAAAGAUGGGACAUACUGGGGAGUGAUUGGCUUUGGAGCAAACUACACACAAGAUAUUCUCUUAAGGGCAACACAGAAGAAGAUUGAGGACAGUGCGGUUGAUGGAGGUUCGAUCCACCUCUGGCUAGAUAUGACUAAUCAACAGAUCGCAGUCACCAUUGAGCAACAGUUGCGGGGGGCGUACGAGGGUUUAGUUAAGGAGGAGCUGAGUAACUACUCCAGUUGGGCGGCUGCUCCCGUGAAGAUUGAAAAGCCGAUAUAUGGCCAUAAGCAUUCCAACUUUACUAUAUUUAUCGCACCUGGUGCAAUCUUAAGCAUCACCUUCUUCCUGGCGCUGGGACUGACAACGCUUUCCUUUGUGAUCGAGCGGAGAGAAGGUCUAAUGGACAGAGGCUGGGUGGCAGGUAUUAGUUCCCUGGAGGUCAUGCUGGCUCACAUCCUUUCCCAGCUGGUGACGAUGACCGUUCAGAUCAUUCUGCUGCUCAUCUUUACAUUCCUCGUUUUCAAGAUUCCGAAUGAAGGGUCCUUGCUGCUGGUGGCCAUUCUCAUCUUGCUGCAAGGCAUCACCGGCAUAUCUCUGGGCCUCGUCAUCUCCGCUGCCUUUGACGAUGAGCAGUCAGCAGCCCAGGUGGCUCUCGGCAUCUUCUACCCUGAUAUCGUGCUCAGCGGAGUCAUUUGGCCAGUUGAAAGUAUUCCGUACGCGCUCAGAUGCAUCAGUUUAACUUUGCCACAAACGUAUGCAUCAGAAGCUCUGCGAUGUAUACUCUACCGAGGUUGGGGAUUCAGCCACUGGCCUGUGUGGACUGCAUUUGUCAUCACGUUGUCCUGGAAUGCAUUUUUCCUUUUAUUAGCAACAAUAAUAUUGAAAGUAAGAAGAUAACAAAGAUGGGAAGAAAUGUGUUGGAAGGAACUGCAGAUGCUGGUUUAAACCGAAGAUAGACACCAAAAGCUGGAGUAUACCAGCGAGUCAGGCAGCAUCUCUGGAGAGAAGGAAUAGUCUGUUUCGAGGACUAGAUCUGAAUGAUCGAUCGACAUCCAGGUAACGGAAGCUCAGGAGGAGGUUCAGAGAGAAACCAUCUGUAAUUGUAGAGUUGAAAAUGAAUUUUGUGCCAAACUUAGCAUUUCUACAGUGUUUUGUUUUUAAUCUAACUUUGAAACACAAAGAU